Salvelinus sp. IW2-2015 is the source of this 460-nucleotide messenger RNA. RefSeq names its product protein LSM12 homolog A-like. NCBI's taxonomy places the organism in Eukaryota, Metazoa, Chordata, Actinopteri, Salmoniformes, Salmonidae. The annotation marks the transcript as partial. The transcript has 3 exons. The record is from RefSeq and is a predicted model, not a curated record.
UUAUCCCAAGCAUAUGCAAUUAGUGCUGGAGUCUCUGUGGAGGGCCAACAGCUAUUCCAGACUAUACAUAAAACCAUCAAAGACUGCAAAUGGCAGGAGAAGAACAUCAUGGUGAUGGACGAUGUGGUCAUAUCCCCACCUUACCAAGUGGAGAACUGCAAAGGCAAAGAGGGUAGCGCUUUAAGUCACGUACGCAAAAUAGUGGAGAAACAUUUUAGAGAUGUGGAGAGCCAGAAGUCGGUGCAACGGCCACAAGCACAGCAAACACAGAAAGACUCCACUUUAUCAUCUUGAGCCGGAGGUUCAGUCCGGAUAGGGGGUGUGGGAGGGGGAAUUGGUUGGGGGAGGUCACAACGGCAAAGGCAGUUUUGGUUUGUUCUUUUCUCUUCCCCUCCCUUCAACAUCAGACCAAGGCCAGUGUUCCCCUGCCCCCCCACCUCCAUCAGAGGUGUCCAACAUU